This is a messenger RNA of Chinchilla lanigera (long-tailed chinchilla), 1985 nucleotides long. RefSeq names its product PHD finger protein 7 (gene Phf7). The record is from RefSeq and is a predicted model, not a curated record. Gene Ontology annotation, cellular component: nucleus. NCBI's taxonomy places the organism in Eukaryota, Metazoa, Chordata, Mammalia, Rodentia, Chinchillidae. The coding region runs from base 491 to 1594 and encodes 367 amino acids. The transcript is spliced from 11 exons.
GUGCGCCAGCCCCGCUUUGCGCGCUCCCCUCCUUGACCAGCUCAGUCACCGCGCGGGGCGCCGCCCGUGAGGGAGCUCUCACGGCUUGUCACAACGAAUAAAACUCCCGGAGAGCGGCGCCCUUAGCCACAGCUGGGUAGGCAGCCCCGGCCAGGAGCGGCGGCCCGUGUCCUACCGCGCGGAGCGAGCGGCGGAGGCAUCGCCGGCCUGGAUUCGCAGGCGGGACAUGAGCCUGGUCUGGCCUGCGCGGGCCGCGCCUUGAGCCCGUUCUCCUGCUGUUACCUCAAGGCACGGGGGUGGCCACAGCAACACGUAUUUUCCAAGUCUAUCAUUAUUUAUUCGCGGCGGCGGGACCGAACACCUUACUUUAUUUUUAAUAUUCUCAGCAAGCAUCUGCCCAGCGUUUGUCCGGUGAAACAACUCGCUAGAAGAACCUGUACUGCCAUCAUAAUAUAGAAGAAUUCCAUACAGGAAAGAGAGACAGCAGCGAAUGAAGACUAUAAAAGAAAAGACGAAAGAAUGUCAAAGAUUGAGAAAAUCUGCCAGGACUAGCAGUGUAAUCCAGAGGAAGCUGUCUUCAGGGCCUGUUUGCCGGCUAUGCCUCCAAGAACCAGGGGAUCCUGAAAAAUUAGGAGAAUUUCUUCAGAAAGACAAUCUUAGUGUGCAUUAUUUCUGUCUUAUCCUAUCUAGCAAACUACCUCAGAGGGGCCAAUCCAACAGAGGUUUCCAUGGAUUCCUGCCUGAAGACAUCAAAAAGGAGGCAGCCCGAGCUUCUAGAAAGAUCUGCUUUGUGUGCAAGAAAAAGGGAGCUGCUAUCAAGUGCCAAAAAGAUCGGUGCACUAGAAAUUUCCAUCUGCCUUGUGGCCAAGAAAGGGGUUGCCUUUCGCAAUUUUUUGGAGAGUACAAAUCAUUUUGUGAAAAACAUCGCCCAACCCAGGACAUCCAAUGGGGGAAAGUGGAAGAGGAAAGCUGCAUCUUGUGUUGUGAAGACUUAUCCCAAUCAAGUAUUGAGAAUAUACAGAGCCCCUGUUGUAGUCAAGCUAUCUACCACCGCAAGUGCAUUCAGAAAUACGCCCACACAUCAGCAAAACAUUUCUUCAAAUGUCCCCAGUGUAACAAUCGAGAAGAAUUUCCGCAAGAAAUGCUAAGAAUGGGAAUUCAUAUUCCAGACAGAGAUGCUGCCUGGGAACUCGAGCCAGGGGCUUUCUCAGAGUUGUACCAGCGCUAUCAGCAUUGUGAUGCCCCCACCUGUUUGUAUCAACAAGGCAGAGACAGCUUUGAGGAUGAAGGGAGGUGGCGCCUCAUUCUGUGUGCUACAUGUGGAUCACAGGGAACCCAUAGGGACUGCUCCUUUCUUCGAUCCAACACCAAGAAAUGGGAGUGUGAAGAAUGUUCAUUCUCUGCUUCACCCACAGACUACGUAUCUGAAAAUUCAAGUGACAUCCCCUCCUGCAGCAGCACCUUACACCCCCAGGAGCAUUUCUGCAGAGACACCAGCCUGGAAGAGAAUCCAGACCCUUCUUGGACCAAUUGGCCAGGAACUUCCUUAUUAGAAAAUCCAGAGUCCUCUGGUAGCAGAAGUGGCCAUUCCUGAUAGUCCAAGUGUGUCAGAACCACUAAGAGCUGCAAAAAAUCCAAGUAACAGCUUCUGAGUAGUUUCUGCCAAGCAUACACUGGGUGUGAGGCAGCACUGCUCCAUCAGGUUUAAGGGAAGGAGCACUUUGGUCCAGUGAGACAAGGAAAAGGGGCUAGCACUGAGAUUAUGAGCCAAGAAGAAGAAGUCCCAGGGGCUCAUGACGAGAGAGCAGAGUCCAGAUGCCAACAGCUGAGCAUGUCUGUGGCUAUGAGAAUGCCUGUGCUCUUUCUCCCUAAUUCAUUCUUCUCUUCUUCCACCCAGAUUUUUCCACCUUCAUCUGGUUCUCACAUGCCUCUCCUACUCCACUCAUGUUUACUAUUAUGCAAAUAAAGGUUUUUCUCUCCACUGA